Molecule: messenger RNA, 534 nt
Organism: Aureobasidium pullulans EXF-150
Lineage: Eukaryota; Fungi; Ascomycota; Dothideomycetes; Dothideales; Saccotheciaceae
Exons: 2
Coding region: 1-534 (177 amino acids)
Source: RefSeq, a predicted model, not a curated record
AUGUCCCAUGCCCAGGAGCUGGACACGGCCAUCGACUUGUACAAUGAAGAGCAGUAUGAUGCAUGCAUUGCGCAUAUCAAUCGCGUGUAUCGAGACAAUGUCCCACUCUACUCGAGUCUGCGCUACAACAUCCUUCUCGCCUGCUGUCUCGAUGACUGGCACGAAGCAGAACACAGACGCUACUAUGCAGAGAACUGUUACGCCAACUGGUGUCUUUUCAACCCCGACGGCUCCUAUGCGGGUGUGGAGAGAACCCGCACGUCCCUACGCGACAACCUGGAUGAACUUUCCGAAUACUUGGCAUCAUUCAGACCGGACGAUUGGAAGGAAACGCAAAUGUUCUGGACCGCCACCGAGACUGCCGAAGCUGAGGAAGAGUAUGCCGCUGAGAUGGCGGAGGCAGAAGAGAAGGAGCAAGCCGGAUUGGCAGAGGAAGCGGGCGUUGACAAUGCUGAAGCUGGAGAAGAGCAACAAAUCGAUGCCGCUGAGGCCAAAGAGGAAGAGCAGGAUCUCGCCACUGCCGAACAGAGCUGA